UUUCUCCCAUGAAAUUCCUGAUGGUUGCUGCUGACCAGUAAGACAGAAGACAUUGAAAAGGUUUGUUGAGCUCACUGCUCCUUAUGGCCUUUCUCAAUAUGUGAUGGCUCCUGGCUAUGGAUUGGCAGAAAAUUGUGUGUUUGUUAGUUGUGCAUACGGGGAGGGGAAACCGGUAUUGGUGGACUGGCAAGGAAGGGUGAGUUGUGGGUAUGUUAGUACAAGUGAUCCAGAUGUGGAUGUAAGAAUCGUAGAUCCACAAACUGGUGAAGAGCAUAAAGAACCUGGACAGGAAGGUGAAAUAUGGAUCAGUAGUCCGAGUGCUGGAAUUGGAUACUGGGGGAGGAUGGAACUCAGUGAAACUACUUUCAGAAAUAAGCUCGAAAAUCAUCCAGGUAAGAGAUACACGAGAACAGGUGAUCUUGGACGGAUAAUUGAUGGAAGUUUGUUCAUUACAGGAAGGAUCAAAGAUCUUAUCGUAGUUGCAGGGAGAAAUAUUUACUCAGCUGAUGUGGAGAAGACCGUUGAGAGCUCAUCUGACCUUCUACGUCCUGGUUGUUGUGCUGUCAUUGGUGUUCCUGAGGAGAUUUUAUCAACAAAGGGAAUAUCAGUGCCAGAUGCUUCUGAUCAGGUUGGUUUGAUUGUCAUUGCCGAAGUUAGAGAUGGUAAACCAGCAAACAAAGAUGUUAUCGAGCAAAUCAAGGCCAAGGUUGCAGAAGAACAUGGUGUCAGUUUGGCUGCUGUCAAGUUGAUCAAACCAAGAACCAUCAGCAAAACAACAUCAGGAAAAAUCAAGAGAUUUGAGUGCCUCAAGCAGUUCACAGAUGAGACACUGAAUUUGGUACCGGAACCAAUAAUUGCAAAAAGAACACUUACUCGGUCCAACACUACAGGAACAUGCAGGGAGGGACACACACCUCGGCCUAAGCGAAAUACGACUAUUUCUUUGCCAAAUCCAAGAGUAAGUUACAUAGAAAUAGUGGAGUUUCUCAAGAAGCUCGUCUCAGAGCAAACUGGUAUUCAUGGCAGCAAGAUUUCUACAACGGCAAACCUCACAUCUUAUGGAAUUGAUUCUAUUGGUGUGGUAAGAGCAGCUCAGAAGCUUUCCGAUUUUCUGGGUGUACCAGUGGGGGCAGUCGAUAUUUUCACUGCAACUAGCAUUGAGGACUUGGCUAGCUUCUCAGAGAACCUUCUUAUCAAGUCUCAUCCUCAAGAUAUGAGAAACUCAGACUCCUAUGCAGAAGUUGAGGAUAUAUCUUCUCAAUUAGCAACUGAAGUUUCCUUACUUCACCAAAUGGGAAUCAUGGUACUCCAAUUUCUUGCCCUUAUGUAUAUCUCAUUCUUGCUGACGACUCCUGCAUAUCUAUCUAUUUCUGUAUAUAUGAAGUUGAUAUCUUCCAACCUUAGUCCAACGACGCUAACUCCUUGGACGCCUUACAUGAUUUCCCUAGCAUUUGCACCUCUUGCUUGGAUAUUAUGCAUAUUUGCUACAUGCAGCUGUAUUGCUCUUUUUGGAAAUUCAUUUCUUCAACCAAAUUACGCAUUGAUUCCCAAUACUUCCAUCUGGUCAUUGGAUUACAUCAAGUGGUGGGCGCUGUACAAGGCUCAAGAGGUUUCAUCAAAAGUAUUUGCUGUCCAUCUGAGAGGAACAAUUCUGCUGAACUACUGGUUUCAGAUGUUUGGAGCCAAGAUCGCGUCAUCAGUACUCCUUGAUACUAUAGACAUAACUGACCCUGCUCUGGUUUCUAUUGGAGAUGGAGCUGUACUUGCCGAGGGAGUAUUAGUACAAAGCCAUGAGGUGAAAAAUGGAAUCUUAAGUUUCCGUCCAAUAAGGAUUGGAAAAAGAUCUUCAGUGGGUCCCUAUGCAGUGAUCCAGAAAGGCACUGUUCUACGAGAUGGCACUGAGGUACCUGCCUUGCAAGUCACUGAGGAGGGAAAAUUGGUGCCGAAAUCCGACAAGGCUAACCACAUUCAGAAGGUUGCAGAACUAUCAAAAGAUAGAGAUGACACUAAUCAGGUUGUUUAUCAUCUGAUGGGGGUAUACACGGUUGGGUUCAUAAGCUCCCUCUCGGCAGCCAUCGUCUACUGUGUCUAUAUCAUGAUAUGCCAAACGACUCCCACAAUUGAACACUUCAUGUUUCUUUGCAUCUCUGGAGCUUUCCACUGGUUUCCUCUCACGCUCGUUGCAUAUGCUAAUAUCAUCAGUGGUACAUCUUUGAGUUCAUGGAGCUUUGCUGUUUCAGUUGCUGCAGCAUACUCAGCUCAUGGAUUGAUACUCAUCCUUCUUACAAGCUUGAUAAACUAUUCUCUGUCUAGAAAUGAGGAAACACCAAAAGCCCACCUCAAAACGUGGCUUCGUCACAGGAUCAUUGUUGCUUGUCAUCUUAGAUACGCUAAACUUCUUUCUGGGACGGAAGCUUUUUGCAUAUACUUAAGGCUUCUAGGUGGAAAAGUGGGGAAAUACUGUUCUAUCAGGGCCAUCAACCCUGUUUUGGAACCAACACUAGUAUCAAUAGGGGCAGGCGUCCAUCUCGGAGACUUCAGCCGGAUCAUCACUGGUUUUUAUUCGUCCAGAGGUUUUACUAGAGGAAAAGUUGAGGUGCAAGAAAAUUCAAUAGUUGGAAGCCAAAGCCUUGUCCUCCCUGGUGCAACUAUACAAAAUGAAGUGAUUCUUGGUGCACUUUCAUUUGCUCCUAUCAACUCAGUGCUUCAAAGAGGUGGUGUAUAUAUCGGGUCUCAAACUCCCAUAAUGAUAAAGAACACGAUGCAUGAGCUAGACGAGCGUAUAGAGGAAAUGGACCAUAAAUAUAAGAAGAUUGUCGGAAACCUUGCUGCAAAUUUGGCUGCCACGACUCUUAAGGUCAGAACCAGAUACUUCCAUCGAAUUGGAGUUAGUGCAAAAGGAGUACUAAGAAUAUAUGAGAACAUUAAAGGAUUCCCAGACCACAAAAUCUUCCAACCUGGGAAGACUUACCCUGUAAUAGUUAGGCACAGCAACAGCUUGAGUGCUGAUGAUGAUGCAAGGAUCGAUGCACGUGGAGCAGCUCUUAGAAUAUUUUCUGAAAAUUCAGAUUGUCAAGCCCCGCUAUUGGACUUGACUCUUAAGACAGGCAAGGCAUUCUAUGCUCGUACUAUUUCUGAUUUCGCAACAUGGCUCGUAUGUGGACUGCCCGCCAGAGAAGAGCAAGUAAAACGUGCACCACAUAUAAGAGAUGCUGUGUGGAUGUCCCUUAGGAAUGCUGAAACUUUUACAGAACUCCAUUAUUACUCAAACAUCUGCAGACUCUUCAGGUUCAAAGAUGGACAAGAAAUGUUUGUCAAAUUCAAGUUGCGGCCUUUUGAUGAGAGAAUUGAUGAAGAUUCAGGCAAGGUUGAGCCAAUAGGGAUCCUGCCUCCAGAAACCGGUGCAAUUCCUAGGGACAGCAAGGAUAAACGUCCAUUGCUUUUCCUUGCUGAUGAUUUUCAGAGACGUGUGAGUUCACCUAGCGGGGUUCGCUACAUUUUCCAGCUCCAGUUCCAGCCUGUGCCUCAGGAUGCAGCCACACAAGAUGCCAUCCUCGACUGCACGAAACCAUGGGAUGAGUCCAAGUUCCCAUAUGUGGACGUUGGAGAGGUGAUCAUUAAUCAGAACCUCACAAAAGAACAAUCAGAGGAGCUCGAAUUCAAUCCUUUCCUGAGGUGCCACGAGAUAGAUGUUAUACGGGCAACAUCAGCCUCCCAGAGCGCAUCAAUUGAUCAUGGCCGUUCCUUGGUCUACGAGAUUUGCCAGCACUUGAGAAACAAUGAGCCACUCCCAGAGGCCUGGAGAACAUUCAUCGAGCAAUCAGAUGUCAAGGUGGACCUCUCAGGCUGUCCUGUUGCAGCAAUGUUACAGAAAGGGAAUCCAAAUUCCAGCAACUCCAGCAAAGUAACACUUGCAAGAAAUUGGUACCAAACAUCAUGGUCUGUAUUCGCACAACCGUUGCUUCAGACAUUCUUGCCUUAUUUCCUCUUGGCAUAUGUGACUUCUGGCCCUCUAAGCUGGCUACUUUCUGCACACACCACCAUAAAACAUCCUCUGCAUUGGCUGCUACCCUUGUUUUGGGUUAUUUCCGGCAUAUGGGCAGCACUGGCUUGUGCUAUAGCAAAAUGGAUUCUUGUUGGAAAAAAGAAAGAUGGAGGAAGUGCACUUAUGUGGAGCAAAUCAAUCUUCAUGGACACAAUCUGGCAAGCAUUCAAGACAUUAGUGGGAGACUAUUUCAUGGAAAUGACAAGCGGAUCAACGUUGUUUGCUGUCUGGAUGAAGCUGAUGGGAUCAGAAAUUGAGAUGAGUGGAGGGGUUUACGUAGACAGCAUGGGAGCGGUCCUGAACCCCGAAAUGGUGGAGAUAGAAAGAGGUGGCUGUGUGGGGAGAGAAGCUCUGCUGUUCGGACACAUAUACGAAGGUGAAGAUGGGAAAGUGAAGUUUGGUAAGAUCAGAAUCGGAGAAGGUGGAUUUGUGGGGAGUAGAAGCAUAUCCAUGCCUGGGGUGGUGGUGGAGGACGGCGGCAGUCUUGGUGCUCUUUCACUUGCCAUGAAGGAAGAAAUUGUGAGGACUAAAUCACAUAACUGAAGAACUUUCUCUCCUUCUUACUUCUAUAUUAAGACAAGAUUAAUCUUCGUCCUGCUGCAGACCGCACUGAAUAAAUUUAUCAGCUUCAUAGUAGAAAUCAAAAUAAAAAUGUAGAUGAAACAUGAUCACGACAUGUUCAACUUCCAAAAUAUGCAAGAAUCAGAAAAGAAUGUCCGGCGUAUAUAGGUUCGAGACUUCGACUACUUGAGGCAUCAGUAAUUUAGUUCUCCAAUAAUUUUUCGGCAUUAAUUUCUGACCAAAUUAUGUGAUAUGAUUUUA
This is a messenger RNA of Sesamum indicum (sesame), 4867 nucleotides long. Lineage: Eukaryota; Viridiplantae; Streptophyta; Magnoliopsida; Lamiales; Pedaliaceae. The record is from RefSeq and is a predicted model, not a curated record.